Molecule: messenger RNA, 1881 nt
Organism: Phalaenopsis equestris
Lineage: Eukaryota; Viridiplantae; Streptophyta; Magnoliopsida; Asparagales; Orchidaceae
Product: type IV inositol polyphosphate 5-phosphatase 3-like
Exons: 8
Coding region: 313-1866 (517 amino acids)
Biological process (GO): phosphatidylinositol dephosphorylation
Molecular function (GO): phosphatidylinositol-4,5-bisphosphate 5-phosphatase activity; inositol-polyphosphate 5-phosphatase activity; phosphatidylinositol-3,4,5-trisphosphate 5-phosphatase activity
Source: RefSeq, a predicted model, not a curated record
ACAGAACCCAACAUGUGCUGUUUGGAGAACAACGAGCCAUUUUGCUGCAGCACUAAUGCUCAUAGCUUCACCUGAUUGCUGAUUUUUCAUUUCAAGGAAAACACAAAUGGGUGGUGGGGGAGAGAGACCUUCGUUCUCACCUACCGCCGUCCUGUUCUUGAUUUCGGCGGCUUGUUUCACGCGGUAAAUGCUGUCGCUGGGGAUGAGCCGGGGCCCUCGCUUUUAUUUUAUGCUCGCUCGGGGUCUCGCUUGCGGGGACAAGUAUAGAAGAGGAGAAGUGAGGUUAGCUCUUCCUUAUAGUUGUUUUUCCGAAUGAGGUCGAGAUCUGGGAAGCAGAAGAAGACAAAUUGGGCUGAACUCCUUUGUUUACGUUGCACCUGCCUACAGCUAUGGCCAAAGAUCGUGCUGCGGAAAUGGCUCAACUCCAAGGACUCCGACUUUAGUGCUGACGACGGGGAAACCACCGAGAGCGAUUUCGAAUUUGAAGAGAUGUGUCAAUGGGAGCGCCAAUUACGUGACGAGGAGAGGGGAAUAGGAAAUCACAUUGACGGAAUUCCAUUUUGGAGGCAAAGAAGAAAAUCCGAGACCCUUCGUGCACAAUAUAUAAAUACCAAGGAACUUAGGAUAUGUGUGGGGACCUGGAAUGUUGGUGGUAAACUUCCCCAUGAUGAUCUUGAUAUGAAGGACUGGCUCGACAUGGAGGAGCCUGCUGAUAUAUAUGUGCUGGGUUUGCAGGAGAUUGUUCCUUUGAAUGCAGGCAACAUAUUUGGUGCGGAGGACACCAGGCCUGUUCCAAGAUGGGAAUAUCUUAUUCGUCAGACAUUGAAUAAGAUUCAACCGGCUAAACUGAAAUAUAAAUGUUACAGUGAUCCCCCUUCACCAUCAAGAUUCCUAUCAACAGAUGAUACUCUGGGCAUGGAAGAUGCAUUACUACAAGUGAGUGAUGAUGACACUGAUGAGGAAAUCCAUCCACUGGACGUGGUUCCUCUUGAUUUUGAAUCGAGUUCUUAUAGUUGCACAACCGGUGAUGCUAAUUUAAGUGUACAUACAAGUUCUAACUUUACAAAUACCAAUUUGGUUGGAUCACAAGAUUUGGGCCAUCAACCCCUGUUCUCACAAAGGGUGUUUAACGAAUCCCAUUGUUCAAGUUUUAAAAGCCAUAGAAUAGCAUUAGAAGCUUCAACCACCGAACAAAAAAGACUCAUCAAAUCCUUUAGCAGCUCUGAGAGGAUUGGGUUAGUAUGGCCAGAGCAGCCACUUGACAUAUUUGCUCCACUUUCCUUAGAUACUUCAAAUACUUUCAAGUCUUACAAAAAUCCCAAUUAUCUCAAGUCAUCCAACCAGAAUUGCAGGGAUUUUGCUGGAUCAGGCUUGCUAGUUGAGUUAAAGAGAGAUGAUACUGCAAAGAAAAAGAAAAGGUCAUCUUUUGUGAGAAUCAUAAGCAAGCAAAUGGUUGGGAUUUAUCUUUCAAUUUGGGUUCGUAGAAGCCUCCGAAAACAUAUUCAAAAUUUGAAAGUUUCUAGCGUUGGUGUAGGUGUCAUGGGUUACAUUGGCAAUAAGGGAUCAAUAUCAGUCAGCAUGUCCAUAUAUGAAACACUCUUUUGCUUUGUAUGCUGUCAUCUUUCUUCUGGAGAAAAGGAAGCUGAUAAGCUUCGAAGAAAUGCCGAUGUUCAAGAAAUUCACCGAAGGACACUAUUUCGACCAACUUCUAUUAUUGGUUUACCUAAAACUAUUUCUGAUCAUGAAAGGAUUUUUUGGCUAGGAGACCUAAACUACCGCAUAGAUUUGUCAUAUGAAAUGACUCAUCAGCUUAUCUCAAGAAAAGAAUGGUCUAAGCUCGUUGAGGCUGAUCAGGUAGUAUUUUAACCACUUUUAAAUGGC